AACAUGACGUCAACCGGAUGACAACAAAUGCGCGUUCUGCGAGACAGCGGGAGCGCGCACUGAGGAAUGGGCCUGCUGUCAGUCUUAAGGAGACUGAAACACUCUCCUGAGCAGGAGGUCCGGAUCCUCCUACUGGGUUUGGAUAAUGCAGGCAAAACCACCUUACUGAAGCAGCUGGCGUCUGAAGACAUCAGCCACAUCACUCCUACACAGGGCUUCAACAUAAAGAGUGUCCAGUCUCAAGGGUUCAAGCUGAACGUGUGGGACAUCGGUGGACAGCGGAAGAUCAGGCCGUACUGGAGGAAUUACUUCGAGAACACAGAUCUCCUGAUUUAUGUGAUUGACAGCUCAGACAGAAAGCGCUUUGAUGAGACGGCACAGGAGUUGGCGGAGCUGCUCGACGAGGAGAAACUGAGCAUGGUGCCUCUGCUGAUUUUUGCCAACAAGCAAGACAUGAUGACGGCAGCGACAGCGGCUGAGAUCGCAGAGGGUCUGAACCUGCACACCAUACGAGACCGAAUAUGGCAGAUCCAGCCCUGCUCCGCUCUCACGGCAGAGGGGGUUCAGGACGGGAUGGUUUGGCUGUGCAGGAAUAUUCCAACCAGGAAGAAAUGAUCGACAAGGAGAAACAUGGGCUGAAUUUCAUCUUGACAGUACGGACUUGAACUAUGGAAGCCUGUUUCUGCCACAUGAGGAAAAAUCAUGCUUUUGUAAAUCAUAAUUAUGACAUAAAAAGUUUAAAUUAUGACAUAAGUCAAAACCAUGACAUACUAAGUCAUAAUUAUAAGAUGAAAGUUGAAAAUAUGACUUAAAAAUAAAAUUAUAUAAUAAUUAUGACAGUGAGAAUUUCAACUUUAAUGUUAAUUGAUAGAUGCUCAAGUACAGUAUUUAUUUAAGAUUUUAUAGUCCAGAUUUUCACUGUGAUGAUCUCAUCUGGUCGCUGAUGACGACAGUCUCUGUCUGACAAUUUACUGGUGGUUUUUAGUAAUAAACAAGUUUCAUUUACAACUA
Ctenopharyngodon idella (grass carp) is the source of this 1011-nucleotide messenger RNA. RefSeq names its product ADP-ribosylation factor-like protein 3. The transcript has 6 exons. The record is from RefSeq and is a predicted model, not a curated record. Bases 67 to 615 code for a protein of 182 amino acids. Lineage: Eukaryota; Metazoa; Chordata; Actinopteri; Cypriniformes; Xenocyprididae. Gene Ontology annotation, cellular component: cytoplasm; microtubule cytoskeleton. Gene Ontology annotation, molecular function: GTP binding; GTPase activity. Gene Ontology annotation, biological process: cilium assembly.